GCUAUCGCCAGGGGCUGUGCAAGCCUUGGAGCUCUCGAUCGACCCCAGGGGCUUGAAAAUCCACCCAUGGCGCGCAAAUGCGGGGCGGAUUCCGGCCGUGCCAGGCAAAUCUACGCGCAGGUGAUCCAGAACAGGGCUGAGAUUGACGAUUUCAUUGCCGAGGAGCUCGUCCAGAUGUUCAUACGUUGUGGAUCUCUCUCAGACGCCGUGAAAUCGCUGGAUGAGCUGCGAAUCCAGAGCGUGGUCGCGUGGACUGCGACGAUCUCGGCAUUUGCCCGGCUGGGGCAUCGCGGCGAGGCAUUUUUUCUCUUCCACAGGAUGCUGCUGGAGGGUGUUUUGCCAAACAAGGAUAGUCGAGCGAGAUCUUCAAAGGGAUCGUCUUGUCGGCACAGCUCUGGUAAAUCUCUAUGGCAAGUUCCAGAGGCUGGACGAGGCGUGGACGAUUUUUUGCGCGCUAGAAGGAAGAGAUCUUGUGUCGUGGAACUCCAUGCUAUCGGCGUUUAGCGAGCACCAGCAGUGGAGAAGGAGCCUUGAGCUUUUCAAAGCGAUGCUGCUUCAAGGUUUGUCUCUGGACAGUAUAACAUUCCUCGCAGCGCUCAAAGCUUGUGCCAACUUACGGGAUUUGUCACAGGCAAAGCUUGUCCAUGGACAAAUCUGUGAGAGCGGACUAGAAGGAGCGGACAUGGUCGGGAACACGAUCGUUGAUACGUAUGGAAAGUGUGGCAGUAUCGACGAUGCUCUAGCGGCUUUCGAGCGAAUUCCAGCCAAAGACAUCGUUUCCUGGAACGUCAUGCUAGCAUCUCUCAGCCAGAAUGGAAGCUCUGCCGAGGCAGUAAAACUUUUCAAGCAAAUGCUUCACGAGGGAGAGAGAGCCGAGAAAGUUACAGUCGCGACGCUGCUCCACUCUUUCGCGAGCCGGGAGUUUUUGCAAGAAGGUGCGGAAGCAUGGAUCGAGCGAGUAAAAUGUUCGACACCAUCCAGAACAGGGACGUGGUUCUCUGGAACACUUUCAUUUCAUCGCUCGCUCAAGCUGACCGCGUGAAGGAUUCCUUCCAGGUGUUCCGAAGAAUGCAGCUGGAAGGUGUUCGUCCAAACAAAGUCACAUUCGCGAGCGUCAUCGACGUGUGCACAAGCUUAAGUUCGCUGGCGGAUGGAAUGCUCGUUGCCGCGCUGGUUUUGGAGAGCGGACUUGGCUCCGACACCGUUCUCGGCAACGCGAUCAUCGACCUGUAUGGGAAGUGUGGAAGCCUCGAAAACGCGUGGGAGGCAUUCGACAGGAUGGAGAACAAGGACGUGGUUUCCUGGACGACGAUUCUCGGUGCUUACUCCCAGCACGGGCUUUUCAGCGAGGUGGUCGGGCUUUUCAACAAGAUGCUGCUGGAAGGCAUAACUCCGAGCACGGUUACGUUCGUCACGGUUCUUUACGCCUGUGCGGAAUGCAAGGCUCUAGAGGUCGGGAAGAAGAUCCAUGCUCGUGUCAUGGAGGCCGGACUGGAAUUCGACGAGCUUCUCUCCAGUGCCAUUCGGUCGCUGUACGCGGAGUGUGGCUACCUGGAGGAAGUUUGCAGAGUUUUCCACGGUAGGAAGCAGGAGCAAGAGGUAGCGGCUUGGAACGGGAUGGUGGUAGCCUUGAGUAGACGGGAACUCUUCGACGAGGCAGUGGGACUCUAUCGACAGAUGCAGCUGGAAGGAGUUCCCGGGGAUAAAUUCACACUGGUGUCAGUGCUGGAAGCUUGCUCGGAGCUCCCGCUCGUCAAGUCGAUCGAGGCCAGAGCUCUAAGUUUGAGGUUGGAGCAGGACGACACGAUCAACACGGCACUUCUCAAAGCGUACAGCCGGUGUGGAAGCAUGCGAGACGCGAGGAGAGCUUUCGAGAGAACUCCAAAGAAGGACGUGGUUGCAUGGUCGGCUAUGGUGGGAGCUCACGCUCACCAUGGUUGUGGAGAAGCGGCACUGGAGCUCUUCCAGCUCAUGCAACUCGACGGCGUCAUGCCCAACGACGUCUCCUUCGUGAGCGUCUUCUCGGCGUGCAGCCACUGCGGGAGUGUGGAGAGAGCUUACGAGUACUUUGUGGGACUGGAGCAAGACUAUGGAGUGAAGGUCACGGUCGAGCACUGGAAGUGUAUGAUGGAUCUGCUGGGACGGGCUGGGCGGCUCGGCGAGGCCGAGAAGUUCUUGAGCAAGAUGGAGUUUGAGCCGGACGUGGUGUUGUGGACGACGCUCUUGGCCGCGUGCAGUGUCCACGGGGACUUUGAGCUGGGGAAGCAUGCGGCAAAGCGGAUUCUAGAGCUCGACGAGGAAGACGACGCGGCUCACGUAGUUCUUACGAGCCUCCAGCAUUCUUCGCAGAGUGAUAUCUUGGAGAGUGGCCGGGGAUAGAACACUUUGGAGCAGAGGUCGUGACACGAAACUUUGCAGCACAGCCUACCAAUCCAGGUUGCUUUGCAGCCAGUGCCAACGAAGAAGAGGUUUGGGAACACGAUCAUUCAUAAAAGAGAGAGUGCUGCUCGGGACCUUUGGGCUCUUCUUCA
Messenger RNA from Selaginella moellendorffii, 2531 nucleotides. RefSeq names its product pentatricopeptide repeat-containing protein At1g11290, chloroplastic-like. The coding region runs from base 946 to 2379 and encodes 477 amino acids. Gene Ontology annotation, molecular function: RNA binding; protein binding. Gene Ontology annotation, biological process: RNA modification. The transcript has 3 exons. Lineage: Eukaryota; Viridiplantae; Streptophyta; Lycopodiopsida; Selaginellales; Selaginellaceae. The record is from RefSeq and is a predicted model, not a curated record.